This is a messenger RNA of Eriocheir sinensis (Chinese mitten crab), 19058 nucleotides long. Its product is annotated as unconventional prefoldin RPB5 interactor-like. Bases 313 to 2235 code for a protein of 640 amino acids. Gene Ontology annotation, molecular function: phosphatase inhibitor activity; chromatin binding; transcription corepressor activity. NCBI's taxonomy places the organism in Eukaryota, Metazoa, Arthropoda, Malacostraca, Decapoda, Varunidae. The transcript is spliced from 16 exons. The record is from RefSeq and is a predicted model, not a curated record. Gene Ontology annotation, biological process: negative regulation of phosphatase activity; negative regulation of transcription by RNA polymerase II.
GGUCUUAAAAAUCACCAAAAUCACCCAAACGCCUCCACCCGACGCCACCCAAACACCGAACACGCGCCAAAAAUCACCAAAAAUAAAAACAAACCUCAAAAAAAUCCCCCAGACACCACAAAACAGGGGAAACAGGGUGAAAUCGAGCAGCUGUGGCAGGGUUGAGGAGGGGCAGGGGAGACUGUGGCAUUUAAAAGGUGUGUUUGGAGGGCCCUGUAUUACCCUGCCGUGCCCUGCCGUGCCCUGCCGUGCGCAUUAUAGGCCUAUACAAGACCCUGCCAGCCCUAGAGAAGCCGUGAGAGAGGUUAACCAAUGGAGGAGGGGGAAGGCUUGACCGAGGGGGGUGCUGGAGGGGUAGGAGGGGGAGGCACCACCACCCCCGCCGCCCCCCGCCCCCCCACCCCGCCCCCCCCAACGGCCCACGCCAUCAGGGAGAAUCUUGCCAACCUCCUGGAGCUGAAGAAGGCCCAUGCAGAGAGGCUGACCAAGAUCGAGGAGGAGCUGGCCCGCCUUCACAGAUACAAGAAGGACUACGAACAUCUGUAUAAACGCCUGAAGUCUUUGCCCGACAAGACCCAGCAUGAGGUGAUGGUGCCGCUGGGUCGCCUGGCGCUGGUGCCGGGCCAACUUGUACACACCAACGAGGUCCUGGUGCUGCUGGGGGACAACUGGUUUGCCGAGCGCAGCGCAAGACAGGCCACGGAGAUUGUGCGACGCAGGAUCAAAGACUGCGAGGACAAAAUUCGCAGCGCCGAGAACAACCGUCGGAUCCACACAAGCUGGCUGGCGGAGGCGGAUGAGCUGCUGGCGGGUGAGGAGGGCGGCCGCGUGGAGAUACUGGAGGAGGUGACGGAGGACGAGUACCAGAAGAGCAAGGAGGAACACCGGCGUCGCGUGGCAGAGGAGUACACACGGUUGAGGGAGGCGGCCCCCAAGAACCCCACCCCCCAGGACCGCGCCCCCUCCCCCAACAGCCCCCCAUCACCCCCGCCAGCCCCGGACCCAUUCCUGGAGGGGCUGGGGGAGGGGGAGCGCCAGAACUACGAGGAGUUGAUGAGGCGACUCGACCAACUGGAGCUGGAGGAGAUGGGGGAGGCAAUCAAACCCUUGGACGAGGUAGACGAAGAAGAAGAGGAAGAUGAUGAGGAAGACGAAGGCAUAUACAACAAAGACGAGGAGGAGGAAGAAGAGGAAGAGGAGGAGGAAGCGGAAGGGGAGGAGAAGGACGAGGAGCGGCAGCAGAUCAUCCCGUCGACCAAGACCAAGACCAAGCGCACCAAGUUCCGCCGGAGACUGCACAGCGCGGAGGAGCCUGGCGGGGACGUGGGGAAGGGCGGGAACGGGUCAGCGAGGGCGUGGCGGAGGGGGUUCGGGGGGGUGACAACCAGCAUGGACAACACCACCGACACGGACAGCGACAUCGAGAGGAGUGACGAAGGAGCCGUGGGGGGGCGGGGGCAUCGUCUGCGGCGGCGGGUGAGCUGGGCGGAUGACAUACGACCCCUAUACACGAUUAUCCCGAAUGACGGUAGCGCGGAGGUCCACCGGAUACCCUAUACCAGCACCCCGGAAGUCCCCACACCCCCCUCGGAGGACCCCAUGCCCCCCUUGACCCUCCCCCUGCACGGACUGGCCGGGGCUAUAGCGGAGGGGGGCGAGGGGGGGAUACAGAGCCCCUCGGACCUGUAUAGGGUCUUUGGGGGGCACCAGAAUACUGGGGCCGCCACCCCACCCGUCCCGCACUCCACCUUGGCCCCCGCCACCGCUGUGCCCCUCGCCCCGGACACCCCCCCGCCCCGGAGCAUACUGAAGAAAUCCAAGUCGUUACCGAUGUCAGGUGGCGACAAUGGAGGAGGAGGGGGGGAGGCCACAUCAGGGGAGGAGGGGGGGGUAGGGUGGUGCUGCCCCCCCAAACCCCUGGACCUGGAUGAGGAGGAGGAGGGGAAGGGAGGGGACGGAGGGAAGAGCCCCACCCCCCCGCCGCCCCCCUCACCCCCCCCUAAGCGCGCCCACUCGUUCAAGACGGUGAGUGUCUGCUGCUCUCUCUCUUUCUCUCGCUCUCGCUCUAUUUUCUCUCGCUCGGAAUCGUCGUCUUCGUCGUCGAGGUCAUCGCGUCGUCGUCGGUGCCGCACGCGUUCCUGCCUCCUCGUCUUUAUCAUCAUCUUCCUCCUCUUCCUCCUCUCCUCCAUCCUCGUCCUCCUCUUCCUACAUUUCUACCUCCGCCCAGUCAGGUGACCUCCGCCUCUCUCUCUCUAUCUCUCUCUCUAUCUCUGUUUUUCUCUCCUUUCUGUUUUAUUUCCCAUUAUUUCUUUUAUUAUGUUUUCUGUUAUUUCCUUUUCAUUUUAUUUCCUCCUUCCUUUUUCUUCCCUUAUUUCCUCUUUUUUUCCUCCCUAUUUUAUUUCCCAUUAUUUCUUUUAUUAUGUUUUCUGUUAUUUCCUUCUUUUCACUUAUUUCCUCCUUUCUUUUCCUCCUCAUUUUAUUCCCUGUUAUUUCCUUCUUUUUCUUUCCUUUUCCUUUAUUUUCCUUAUUCAUUUUAUUUCCUCCUUCCUUUUCCUUUCUUUAUUUCCUCUUUUCUUCCCCAAUUUUAUCUCUUUAUUUCCUUCUUUUUUUGCCUUUUGUUUCCCCUCCUUCGUUGUUUCCCAUUUUCACUCCUUCCUCCGUUUUCUUUCCCCGUUUUCGUCCACCUUUUCCCCCCCAUUCCGUUUUCUUUCCCCCGUUUUCAUCCACUCAUUCCCCCCCCUUCCGUUUUCUUCCCAUUCACCCGUCUCCCAAUUAUCGUACUAUUAUUAUUAUUAUUGUUAUUAUUAUUAUUAUUUUUUGCAUAUAUUUCUCCUUUUAUUGCGAUUCUUCACUGUCUUGUAUUUCUUCAUCCCUUUGUUAUUUUCAGUCCUCUGUCUUUCGUACGUCUUGUUAUUUCUCUUCCGUUCUUCGUCUUUUUUUUAUUUUUUUUUAUUCUGUCGUUCUUUGUCUUCUUGUUAUGUCGUGUCCCUUUUUCCGUUUUGUUAUUUUCCGUCCUUAUCUUUUUUUUAUUCCUUAUUUUCCCUUUUUUUUUCUCCGCUUCGUGUCCGAGUUUUUCGUUAUUUCCAUUCUUUUUUUUAUUUAUUUCUCUUCGUUUUGUUAUUUUUCGUCCUCAUCUUUUUUUUAUUCCUUAUUUUCUCUUUUUUUUUUCUCCUUCGUGUCCUUAUUUUACGUUAUUUCCAUUCUUUUUUUUUUUGCUUAUUUCUGUGUUAUGUCUUAUUUUUCAUCCUUCAUUUAUUCUUUCAUUUAUUUUAUCUUUUUUUUUUCUCCUUCGUGUCUUUAUCGUCGUUCUUUUCCAUCCUCUUUCACUUUUAUUUCCAGCGAUACGCCUUUUAUUUUUUCCUUCUUGCAUCUUUAUUUCAUCUUUUUCUCUUAUUGUCUAUUGUCGUUUUCUCUCUCGUUAUUUUUCCUUUUCCAUUUCCUCGUUUUCGUCUUCCGUUCUUUUCUCUUCUUAUUUUUUCUUUCGCUUUUUUAUAUUGCUUUUUCCUUUUGUUAUUUUCUCUUUCCUUCGUUAUUUUCUUGUUUAUCUGUCAUUCUGUUGUCUUAUUUUUCUCAUUAUUUUUUUUGUUCUAUUUUUGUCAUUUCCUAUUUUUUUCUUUCAUUAUUUUCUCUUUCCUUCAUUAUUUUCUUGUUUAUCUGUCAUUCUGUUAUCUUAUUUUUCUCAUUAUUUUCUUCUUUUUUUCUUUCAUACAUUCUUGUUUUUUUUCUUUAUUUUCUUCUCUUUCUUUUUCCCUUCAUUUCCUGUUGUCUUCCUUUCGUGUAUCAGCUUCAUUAUCUUUCCCCUCUUUCUUCUUCUUGUUCCGUUAUUUUCUCACGCUUUUCUCUCGUUAUUUCCUCUUGUUUCUCCCUUCGUUAUUUUCGUCUUCAUUUCCGUCUUGCUUUUCUUUCAUUUUCAUCCAAUUUUUAUCGUUUUUUCUCUUUUUUCUCGUCAUUUUCUGUAUUUUCCUUCACUACGUAUUUUUAUUUCCUCCAUUUUCUCAUUGUCUCCUUUCAUGUCCUUAUUCAAUUUUCUUUUUCCACUUUCUUCUUCCGUGUCUUGUCUCCUCUUCAUGUCGCGUCACUUAUCAAAAUCUUACGUAAACCUGUCGGCAAAUAAUAAGCGUAAAACAGACGGCCAUUAGCAGCUGAGCAUCACCGUAUGACGUAGGUUCGGUUAAUGGGUGAAUGAGGGAGGUCAAAAUAUAAUGAGUUUACGGACGCUUUGGUUAGGUUACAUACGGCUGUGUUAGGCUAGGCUAGAACUUGGUUAGGUUAGGGUAGGUUAGGUUAAGUUAAAUAAAUGAAUGGCUUUGAUUAGGUUACGUACGGCUGUGUUAGGCUAGGCUAGAACUUGGUUAGGUUAGGGUAGGUUAGGUUAAGUUAAAUAAAUGAAUGGCUUUGAUUAGGUUAUGUAUGGCUGUGUUAGGCUAGGUUAGAACUUGGUUAGGUUAGGGUAGGUUAGGUUAAGUUAAAUAAAUGAAUGGCUUUGAUUAGGUUAUGUAUGGCUGUGUUAGGCUAGGCUAGAACUUGGUUAGGUUAGGGUAGGUUAGGUUAAGUUGAAUAAAUGAAUGGCUUUGAUUAGGUUAUGUACGGCUGUGUUAGGCUAGGUUAGAAUUAGGUUAGGUUAGGUUAGGUUAGGUUAGGUUAGCAUAAUGGGUGAGGCUGAAGAUGGAUUUGUAAUGGAUUGAUGGGGAAGAUUAAUAUAAUGGGUUUUCGAUAGCUUUGGUUAGGUUAUGUACGGCUGUGUUAGGCUAGGCUAGAAUUAGGUUAGGUUAGGUUAGGUUAGGUUAGGUUAGGUUAGGUUAGCAUAAUGAGUGAAGUUGAAGAUGGAUUUGUAAUGGAUUGAUGGGGAAGAUAAAUAUAUUGAGUUUACGGAAGCUUUGGUUAGGUUAUGUACGGCUGUGUUAGGCUAGGCUAGAACUUGGUUAGGUUAGGGUAGGUUAGGUUAAGUUGAAUAAAUGAAUGGCUUUGGUUAGGUUAUGUAUGGCUGUGUUAGGCUAGGCUAGAAUUAGGUUAGGUUAGGUUAGGUUAGGUUAGCAUAAUGGGUGAGGUUGAAGAUGGAUUUGUAAUGGAUUGACGGGGAAGCAAAAUAUAAUGGGUUUUCGAUAGCUUUGGUUAGGUUAUGUACGGCUGUGUUAGGCUAGGCUAGAAUUAGGUUAGGUUAGGAUAGGUUAGGUUAGGUUAGGUUAGGUUAGCAUAAUGGGUGAGGUUGAAGAUGGAUUUGUAAUGGAUUGAUGGGGAAGCUAAAUAUAUUGGAUUUACGAUAGCUUUGGUUAGGUUACAUACGGCUGUGUUAGGCUAGGCUAAAAUUAGGUUAGGUUAGCAUAAUGAUUGAGAUUGAAGAUGGAUUUAUAAUGGAUUAAUGGGGAAAAUAAAUAUAAUAGGUUUACGAUAGCUUUGGAAAUGCCCUAAACUCAUUCGAAAGCCUUGUCAAAUACGUGAACUUGGGCUCCGAAAUGGUUUAAAAUACGACCCUGUGUGCGACCCUUUCAUUUCACACCCAAGACCUCUCGUUCCCGGACUCGCUGGGUUGUCAUGGCCCAGAGUCAGUACAGAGUGGACGGGGGUUUAGGGUAGGCUAGGCUGGCUCUGUAGGGGAAUGUGUGAUAUAUAUGAUAAUUGAUUUGGGGAGGAAAAGGGGGAAUUAGGGAAAGGGGAAACAUCCGAAGUCUUCCAAAGAGAGUAUUGAUUUACCUAUUGGUCGGCUGCUUCCAUUACCGUUAAUAAUAAUAAUAAUAAUAAUAAUAAUAAUAAUGAUAUAAUAGGGUAUAGGUGGAGGGGGACUAGGAGAGGUGGAGAGAGAUGAACCAGAAGAAGGAAUCAAGAUGGGAAAUAAAUGUGGAAUAUAUAAGAAUCUAAAAUGUGGAACAGGUGGAGAAAUGAGGGAGAAAAGGGAAGGACCAGAGAAGUAUGAAAGAGAAAGAUAAUGAAGGAAAUGGUACGGAAGGAAGGAAGGAAGGAUGAAGGAAGAAAUAGGUUAGUAAAUGUUUCCUCUCCUCCCUUAUGAAAACACACAGAAGUAAGUAAAGAAGGAAGGAAGGAAAGGAGAAAGAAAGAAUGGAAGGAAAGAAAGGGAAGGAAGGGAAUGAAUGAAUGAAGUAAGGAAGGAAGGAAGGAAAGGAGAAAGAAAAAAGGAAAGGAAAGGAAAGAAGGGAAUGAAUGAACGAAGGAAGGAAGGAAGGAAAGGAGAAAGAAAGAAAGGAAGGAAGGAAAUGGAGUGAAGGAAGGAAGGAAGGAAGGAAAGAGAGAGGGAGGGAGGUAGAGAGACAUGGAAGGAAGGAAGGAGAGGAAAGGAAAGAGAGAGGGGAGGCAAGAUGUAGUGGAAUGGGUAGAGUAAUGGGGAAAUUAAGGGAGGAUUAUGAGAGAAAUAAGGGAGGAAAAGGAGAAAAGAAGCAUAAUUUCUGUAAUGUAUAAGUGUGUAUAUAUAUGUGUGUGUGUGUGUGUGUGUGUGUGUGUGUGUGUGUGUAGGAGGAUGUGUGGUGGGCAUGGCUGUGAAAUGGGUGACAUGGACGCAUAGCCUUGCCAUGGAGGUUGAGAGGGAGGGAGGCGUUGGAAAGCUGCACAAAGGGACAAUUGUGUUGCUGUACAAAGGGAGGGGAAGUAGGAAGGGAAUAACACUUUAAAGGGAAUAUUAGGCUUACUGUGUGUGUGUGUGUGUGUGUGUGUGUGUGUGUGUGUGUGUGUGUGUGUGUGUCAAGGUGUAGGGAAGGGUUGUAGAGGAGAGGAGGAGGGACAUGACUGAUGAAGGUGUAGGGAAGAGACGUGUGGCUGAGGGAUGCGGCCAGGUCAGAGGGAAGGAUGACAGGGAUGGUGUGGGUGGGUGUGGCAGCCGUGGGUUCAGGCACACUGUGUGUACGGGAGUCCCGGCAUGAUCACAGUACAACAUCCUGAAUCUCAGUACAAGGACAGUUACUCAGUUUCACAGCUGAGUGAGCCCAGGAAGGAGUACCUCUGUGCUGUACUGGAAGCCCAGUACAAGGACCUUUAUCUGAUUUAACCUGAAGAUUUUUAUGCUUUUGUGCUUUUGACAAGUGUCAAACUGCCAAGUCCUCCUUGACCUGGCCACCUGACAUGACCCCAGUGUGACUUAAGCCCAGGCCACCUGGCACACACCUGUGUCAGCCCCUCACCCCGGCCUCACCCCCACCAGGCAGGGCAUCAAACACACACCAGACACACACACCUUGGCUCCUGUACUUGACUGUACUUGAACCUACUCAUAAAAUUGUUGAUUCUUGAAGCACAACUACAAAUACUGAGAUACUUUUGACCCUGAGUACAAGUACAAGUACAUUAUUUUUAGUACUUCAGUAGAGUACAAGCAGGAGCACACGUCCUUGGCCGGGCCUGGUGUGUGGGGGAGGGGGGGGGUGCUGGGGGCAUCACAGGGAGGGACGCUGGCAGGGUGUGGACACAUGCAAGAGAGGAUAAAGAUGCUGAGUAAUAAUAAUAGAUAACAAACAAAGAUAUAUAAUGAUAAUAAUAGGUGUAGUUUACAAGUUAUAAAUGAUUGCUUAUAUAAUCCGUCCAUUGCUAACGAUCUAUAUUUACACCUGUGACCAUUGAAGGUGUACUAUGAAAAAAAUUAUCAGUAUUGUCAACAGGUGUAUUUAGAGGUUUAAUUAAGAUAAACUGAGGUGGUAAUUAUGUAUAUAGACUUGUUGAUUAUGUGAAGGCUUUAAAUUAAUGUGUGUCUGUCUGUCUGUUGGUCUGUUCUCUCUCUCUCUCUCUCUCUCUCUCUCUCUCUCUCUCUCUCUCUCUCUCUCUCUCUCUCUCUCUCUCUCUCUCUCUCUCUCUCUCUCUCUCUCUCUCUCAUACAUCAUUCUCCCCCCCCCUUACCUCCCUCUCCCCCCUCUCUCUCCCCCCCCCUUUCUAAUCCCCCUUCACCCCACUAUUUCACCCCCUCAUUUUCUCUCACCCCUCCUCCUCCUAUCACCCCUUCAUCACCCCAAACCCCCCUUCCCUCGCCCCCCCAAACUCCAUCACCCCACAAUCUGAGCUCCAAUACACCCCCAUAUCAUCACCCUCAUCACCCCCAUUGUCACCCCUUCACCCCAUCUUUAUCACCCCCAUAUGUAUAUACUCCCCAUCACCCCAUCAUUUCCCAUUACUACCAUCAUCACACCUCUCUCCCAUUUCAGGCCAUCACCCCCCACCCCAUUGAUCAUCACCCCCUUCACCCCAUCACCCCACUUACCCCAAUACUUACAUUAUAACCCCCAUCACCCCAUCACCCCCCUCUCCCCUUGCAGGCCAUCACACCCCACCCCAUCGAUCAUCACCCCCCUCACCCCAUCACCCCACUUACCCCAUUACUUCCAUUAUAACCCCCAUCACCCCAUCACCCCCCACACCCCCCUCUCCCAUUGCAGGCCUUCACCUACCGGGUACUGGAGAGUAAGGUGGCGGCGGCGGGGGGGGCGGCCGGGGGGGAGGCGGGGGGGGCAGCGGGGGAAGGCCUGGACCCCGCCCCCCCCAGCCACGACCCCCCCAAGAAGAUAUCCAAGUUUAGGGCCGCCAGGAUGAAGAAGUAGUGUGUGUGUGCGUAUGUUGGUUGACGCGCACACGGCAGGGUUGGAGAGACGCACACACUGAUUAGUAACGCACAUGAAGCUUUACGUGGUACACACACACCACCACGCCUAUACGUACACAGGUCUAUGUAUGUGUGUACAUAUGUGCGUUUCUCUGUGCGUACAUAGAUUUAAAUACAUACAUACGCACAUAGACAUGCUUCCGUACAUAUACACAUACACACAUACAAAUAUUUACGCACACAAGUCUUGUAUACGCACAUGCAUACAUACACACAAAUACGUACACACACGCACACAAGCAUUUUUAGAGCAAUAAUACCCUCCCCUUCACCCCCCUUCACCCCACUUCACCCCACUUCACACCCCUUCACUCCCCCUUCACUCCCCCUUCACCUCACCCCACACUCACCCCCCACAUGCUCUCUCUCUCUCUCUCUCUCUCUCUCUCUCUCUCUCUCUCUCUCUCUCUCUCUCUCUCUCUCUCUCUCUCUCUCUCUCUCUCUCUCUCUCUCUCUCUCUCUCUCUCCUUCUUUCCCUUCCCUUCCCUUCCCCUUCCCUUCCCUUCCCUUCCUUUCCCUUCCCUAAAACGCUUUCAAUGUGUAUAAAUAGUUUAAUAUAAGGUUCUACUACUACUACUACUACUACUACUACUACUACUACUACUACUACUACUACUACUACUACUACUACUACUACUACUACUACUGCUGCUACUACUAUUGCUACUACUGUUAAGUAUAUAUAUAUAUGAUUUUUUAUUUUUUUUUAUUUUUUUUUUAUUUUUUAAUACACGCACACACACACACUCACUCACACACACACACACAGACCAUGUUAUGUAGUUAGUAUUGUGUGUGUGUAUGUGUGUGUGUGUGUGUUUGUGUGUGUGUGUAAGUUCAAGUAAGUAUACAUCAUGAAAAAUUCCAUGUGCGUUUGUGUAUACCUAGUGUGUGUGUGUGUGCGUGUGUGUGUGUGUGUACGUUUUCAGUUCACAUGCACAAAUAAGUAAGAUAUUUAAUUAUUUAAGUUUAUGUUUAAAAUUUGUGCUGAAGAUCAUAAUUCUUUGUAUAAUUUAACAUAAGAAGAAGGAGGAGGAGGAGGAGGAAGAGGAAGACAAAGAAGAGAAGAGAGGAGGAAGAAGAAAAAAAAACAAUGAUAUAUACAGAAAUAAACAGACAUGAGAGAUAAAAGAGAGAGCGAGAGAGAACCAGGUGAAGGGAUGAUCCUGGGAAAGGCCUGGAGUCUGAGGGCCAAGUGUGAGGUGUGCGUCAUUUUUUCUUUUAUAGCUAAAGAAACGGCUCAAGGCAACAAAAAAAGGCGUAUAAUAAAAGCCCGCUAAAAAAAGCCCUUUGAAGCUGUUGGCACACGGCAUGUCUGACUCUGUGGAUAGCAUGUGAAGCCCACAGGAAAUGGUUAUCAAUGUCAAUAAUACGUAGCGAUGAUGAUGAGGACUAGCGAUUAAAGUUGAUUUUGAGUUACUACAGUCCUGGCUCGUCCCUCUGGUGUGAGAAAAAUACAUCUAUGAGAGUAUUAACCCAGUAGCAGCGCUGGGACAAAUUUGUGUAACAGUAAACUAUCAAUCAAUCUUAUUCUCCGAGAAGUAAAUAUAGGCGUGUGUAACUUCUCCAUAGCAGUGAACAUGAUAUAGCUAUGUCCAUUCUCCCUUGUGAACUAAUGGAUGUGUAUUUCGUAGUAGUGAACAUGUAAAUGGUUAUCACUGUCAAUAACGUGCAGCGAUGAUGAUGAGGACUGGCGAUUAAAGUUGAUUUUGAGUUAGCACAGUCCUGGCUCGUCCCUCUGGUGUGAGAAAAAUACAUCUGUGAGAGUAUUAGCCCAAUAGCAGCGAUGGGACAAAUUUGUGUCUUUACCGUGUACCAGCGACGGGCCAAAUUUUUUGCCAUGAUAUAAACCCCCCAAAAUAGAUGAUGCAUAAACUGAUCACAAAUGCGUCGAUAUAUAUUAUGAAAUGGUUUGCGUGAGUGAUGAUUUUUUGCCAUUUUUCUCGCUUUGAGGGACCAUUAAGAAACAUGAUCCCCGCAGCUUCCUUGUUAAAUAUCCCAAAAUCCCUCUGAUAACGACCAUGUCCAUAUUUUCCUGUUAGUGCCUACAUAUAUGUCCGUGCCUGUCCCUGAAUUUCUCUUAUAUGUCCUUGUAGUUUUUAAAUCCCUAUGCAAACACUCAUGUCCUUAAACUUCCCUAAAUCCCUCUGUCAACGUCUCUGUCCGUGAAACAUGAUCCCCGCAGCUACCACCGGGUUGAUACGUAAUUCGAAACUCAAAAUUGACUAUAAUUGAUGGUAUUCGCUGUCGCCGCCGUUGCAUAUUCUGACACUUAUGACUGUUUCCCAUGCGUAGGCUAUCAUAUAUUAUCCAUGAAAUCAGAUACGGCAUGUGAGAGCAGGUUGCCAUUCGCUGUUCCCGCUGCAUAUGAUAGACACGACUGUUUCCCAUGCGUAGGCUGUCAUAUAUUACCCAUGAAUUCAGAUACGGCAUGUGAGAGCAGGUUGCCAUUCGCUGUUCCCGCUGCAUAUAAUUGACAUUUACGACUGUUUCCCAUGCGUAGGCUAUCAUAUAUUAUCCAUGAAUUCAGAUACAGCAUGUGAGAGCAGGUUGCCAUUCGCUGUUCCCGCUGGAUAUGAUAGACAUUUACGACUGUUUCCCAUACGUAAGCUAUCAUAUAUUAUCCAUGAAAUCAUAUACCCCACGUGACAUCAGGUUGCCAGCCAGCGUUCGACAAUGCACACCUCAGACUUGGUAUCCGGGACUAUGGGAACAUGUCGACACCUUCGUAAACAAACCGCCUAUGUCAUUAUUUUCAGGAAAUCGGAAAAGAACUGUCAGUAUCUCAUUUGGCUUAAGAUUUAGGGAGAAAUGAAAAGGCUAAUUCUAGGACACUCGAACCCUGAAUGACGAAGGCAGCUCGACAAAAAUGGGCGUCACAUGAAAAAUUAAUAUAGGCAAAAACCAGGAAAUAGCGGAAAAAUUACUUAGGCGAUUAUUUGAAGAGGCUGAUGAUUUAUAUACGUAUGCCUGAUAAUAUUAAUGAACGAGGAUACAUGAAAGUGAGCGAAUAAGGAGAUAGAAAAACAUAGAUAAAAAAAAAGUUAGAAAGAGAAAACAGAAUCUUAUAUUUUCUCAUUUUUUCAUCUCCCGUUUCUUACAAAAAAAAAAAAAAAUACAUGUGAUAGAAAUGAUAGUAAUACUGAUAAUGAUAGGACACUAGCAGUAGUAAUAAUAAUAAUAACAGUAAUGAUAGUUUUAGUAAUAGUGAUGUGUAAAUAGUUCAUAGUAUAAUAGUAAUAAAAAUAAUAAUAAUAAUAAUAAUGCAAUUCUCAUAUCCAAUAGUUUAUGACCUUAUUCACCGACCUUCCUCCCCUCGCCAAAUUACUCCGAAUCAAACUUAGUAAUUUAAAUGCAGUUACGUAUAUAAGUGAAUCGGACUAAAAUAUAUAGAAUUACACCCGUUUUUCCCUAAGUUUACGACGUUAUUCACUGACCUUCCUCCCCUCGCCAAAUUACUCCGAAUCAAACUUAGUAAUUUAAAUGCAGUUACGUAUAUAAGUGAAUUAGGCUAAAAUAUAUAGAAUUACACCCUCAUACCCCAAAGCUUAUGACCUCAGGCACCGACUUCCCCCACUUGCCAAAUUUCUCCGAAUCAAACUUAGUAAUUUAAAUGCAGUUACGUAUAUAAGUUAAUUAGGCUUAAACAUAUAUAAUUACACCCAUUUUUUUUUACUCCUAGGUGUUACGACUUUGCCAAAUUCUAUCACAUCAAACAUUAGACCUCCAAAAUAGGCUCCAUAAGUAUAUAUUGCACCCCAUUCUCUGUGAUUUUAGGCCUAUUACCUUUCUUAAAUUGAAUUAAGGUGAAUGUUUAAAUUUAUCGUAUUAGUAAUUUUGGCUAUAAAAAGAUAUUACACCACAGUUUCCUUGCUCCUCUGUGGUACGUCUUGAUCAAAUUGAAUUAAAAUGAGGUUUUACUGAUACGUUACGCUCAAAGAGUAUAUAUUCCACCCCAGCUUCUAUUAUCUUUCAGGCGCUAUACCUUUACGAAAUUGAAUCAGAGCAAACGUUAAAAUUGUUGUGGUAUCAGUGAAUUACGAAAAGAGAUGAUAUUGUAGCCCAGUUUAUCGAAUAUUGAAUCAAAUUGUACGUUUUAAAUUGUUACGUAUAUCGGAAAGUCAGGCUAAGAGGCAUAUAUACAUUGCACCCUGUUUUAUAUGAUAUUAGGCGACCUACCUUAGCAGAAUUGGACCAGGUUGAACGUUUAAAAUUGUUACGUAUAUCAGAAAGUCAGGCUGAAGAGAGAUCUAUUCAUUGCACCCCCUUUUCUAUGAUAUUAGGCGACCUACCUUAGCAGAAUUGGACCAGGUUGAAUGUUUAAAAUUGUUACGUAUAUCAGAAAGUCAGGCUAAGAGGCAUAUAUACAUUGCUCCUUGUUUUCUAUGAUAUUAGGCGACCUACCUUAGCAGAAUUGGACCUGGGUGAACGUUUAAAAUUGUUAUGUAUAUCAGAAAGUCAGGCUGAAGAGAGAUCUAUUCAUUGCACCCCCUUUUCUAUGAUGUUAGGCAACCUACCUUAGCAGAAUUGGACCAGGUUGAACGUUUAAAAUUGUUAUGUAUAUCAGAAAGUCAGGCUAAGAGGCAUAUAUACAUUGCUCCUCGUUUUCUAUGAUAUUAGGCGACCCACCUUAGCAGAAUUGGACCAGGUUGAACGUUUAAAAUUGUUACGUAUAUCAGAAAGUCAGGCUGAAGAGAGAUCUAUUCAUUGCACCCCGUUUUCUAUGAUAUUAAGCGACCUACCUUAGCAGAAUUGGACCAGGUUGAAUGUUUAAAAUUGUUACAUAUAUCAAAGUCAGGCUAAGAGGCAUAUAUACAUUGCACCCCGUUUUCUAUGAUAUUAGGCGACCUACCUUAGCAGAAUUGGACCAGGUUGAACGUUUAAAAUUGUUACGUAUAUCAGAAAGUCAGGCUGAAGAGAGAUCUAUUCAUUGCACCCCCUUUUCUAUGAUAUUAGGCGACCUACCUUAGCAGAAUUGGACCAGGUUGAACGUUUAAAAUUGUUACGUAUAUCAGAAAGUCAGGCUAAGAGGCAUAUAUACAUUGCACCUCAUUUUCUAUGAUAUUAGGCGACCUACCUUAGCAGAAUUGGACCAGGUUGAAUGUUUAAAAUUGUUACGUAUAUCAGAAAGUCAGGCUAAGAGGCAUAUAUACAUUGCACCCCGUUUUCUAUGAUAUUAGGCGACCUACCUUAGCAGAAUUGGACCAGGUUGAACGUUUAAAAUUGUUACGUAUAUCAGAAAGUCAGGCUAAGAGGCAUAUAUACAUUGCACCCCGUUUUCUAUGAUAUUAGGCGACCUACCUUAGCAGAAUUGGACCAGGUUGAACGUUUAAAAUUGUUACGUAUAUCAGAAAGUCAGGCUAAGAGGCAUAUAUACAUUGCUCCUCGUUUUCUAUGAUAUUAGGCGACCUACCUUAACAGAAUUGGACCAGGUUGAACGUUUAAAAUUGUUACGUAUAUCAGAAAGUCAGGCUAAGAGGCAUAUACACAUUGCACCCCGUUUUCUAUGAUAUUAGGCGACCCACCUUAGCAGAAUUGGAUCAGAUUGAGUAUUUAAAACUUAUAUAUUAGUAAAUUUGUCUAAAAAAAUUGAAAAAAACUAUAAUUGCACCCCAUUCUUUAAUCUCAGGCACUGUAUUAUGCUACCUACCUUAACAGAACUGGAUCAGAUUGAGUAUUUAAAAUUGAUAUAUUACUAAAUUUGUCUAAAACUAUUAAAAAAAAACUAUGUUGCACCCCAUUCUUUAAUCUCAGGCACUGUACCAGGCGACCUUCCUUAACAGAAUUGGAUCAGAUUGAGUAUUUAAAACUGUUAUAUUACUAAAUUUGUCUUGGAAAAAAUAUAUAUCGCACCCCAUUCUCUGUAACCUCAGGCACCGUACCCUUAACAGAAUUGGAUCAGAUUGAGUAUUUAAAAUUGUUAUAUUACUAAAUUUGUCUUGGAAAAAAUAUAUAUCGCACCCCAUUCUCUGUAACCUCAGGCACCGUACCCUUGCAGAAUUGGAUCAGAUUGAGUAUUUAAAAUUGUUAUAUUACUAAAUUUGUCUUGGAAAAAAUAUAUAUCGCACCCCAUUCUCUGUAACCUCAGGCACCGUACCCUUAACAGAAUUGGAUCAGAUUGAGUAUUUAAAAUUGUUAUACUGAUAUUAAAUUAGGGUAAAAAAAAGAUAUAUUGCACCCCUCUAAUCUCCCCCUCCCCUCUAAUCUCCCCCUCCUCUCUAAUCUCCCCCCUCCCCUCUAAUCCCCCCUCUCCCCUCCCCCAUAGUUAUUCUCCCCUCUCCCCAAAUACAACUUGACCUCACAAAAUAAAAAUCAAAUAAAAUGUUCAAUAAAAUAUAAUAUAGCUAGAUUUAGACAAUACUACCCCCCCCAACGCCCUCCGACCCCCCCAAUAAAAAAAGAGUAGCAUUCAUAUUCGCCUGAAACUUCUAUAAAUGGAGAUAAAAAUGAAAAAAAAGGUCAGGAGAAUAAAUUAGAGAAAAAAUAUAUAUAACUAGACUUAGACAAUACUACCCCCCACCCCCCCCUCCGACCCCCCCAGUAAAAAAAGUAGCAUUCAUAUUCGCCUGAAACUUCUAUAAAUGGAGAUUAAAAUGAAAAAAAAAAAAGCGAGGAGGAGAAUAAAUUUGAGAAAAUAUAUAUAACUAGACUUAGACAAUACUACCCCCCACCUCCCCCACCCCCGACCCACCCCCCUGAACCCCCCACACUAAAAGAAAAUAAUAUAGUAAUUUGUAUUCUUGUCAACUUAUAUAUAUAUUCCUACACUUCUUGUUAUAUAAAUUACAGUAACAAAUCCGUAGAGUAGGCUUCGAUAAGUGUGUGUGUAUGUUUGUGUGUUUGUGUGUUUGUUAGUAGAUUUACGGCGAGUGUCUUGUUCAGGGUAAGGAAGGAAGGAAGGAAGAAAGGAAGGAAGGAAGGAAGAAAGGAAGGAAGGAAGUGAGGAAGAGUUAGAGGAGAGAAAGGAGAAGGAAGGAAAUGAGAGAGGAAGGAAGGAAGAAAGGAAAGGAAAGGAAAGGAAGGAAGGAGAGAAGGAAGGAAGGAAGGAAGGAAGGAAGGGAAGUAAGGAAAUGAGGAAGAGUUAGAGGAGGAGAGAAAGGAGAAGGAAGGAAAUGAGAGAGGAAGGAAGGAAAGAAGUUAGAAAGGAAGGAAGUAGGGAAAGGAAGGAAGGAAAGAGGGAAGGAAGGAAGGAGGGAAAGAAGGAAUAUGGGAAGAAAAACUUGAUAGACAGUUAGAAAAGAAAAAAAGAAAGAAUAGAUUAAAAGGAUAGAAAGAAAGAAAGCAAGCAAGAUAAAGAUAAUUAGAGAAAGAAAAAGAAAAGGAACCAAGGAAUGAGAGAAAGCGUAAAAAGUUUAAAAUCUUGUCGAACUUACCUCUUAAAAAAUCUCCUUGUGGUAUCGUACGAAAACAGAACCUUAGAGAGUGAUAGUCAAACCAGUGUGUGUAUUAGAGGCGUACUUAGAAGUGUGUGUGUGUGUGUGUGUGUGUGUGUGUGUGUGUGUGUGUGUGUGUGUGUUCCGGGUUCAAUACUAAUAAGGUUUUUGCUCAAGUAUUUGUGACAGGACGUACGCACUAACAAACAAAACUGAUCUUGUAUAUCUUGUUAUUAUUAUUAUUUUUUUUUAUUACUAUUAUUUGGAGUCGUAAUAGUAGUAGUAUUAGUAGUAGUAGUAGUGGUGGUGGUGGUAGUACAUAGCUUUUUUUUUUUUUUUUCUAUAUAGUUCAAAUCGUGUUCAGUUCUCGUACAUAUAUCGACGCUGAUGAUGACGGCUGAUGGUUACGAUGAUGAUGAAAGAAAAGGAAGGAGAGGAGGUUCAGAACUUCAGUGUCUCCUGGGUUCGAUUCCCGGGCGGAGUGGAAAAAUUUGGGCGGCUUUUCCGAUACCCUACGCCCCUGUCCACCCAGCAGUGAAUGGGUACCAGGUAUUAAUCGGGGGUUGUGUCCCGUCUCCUGGGAUCUGUUUCCUUCUCCUAUAAUUCCUUCCUCUCCUGUCUCUCUCCGGCAUAUGACCACAGAUGUUGCGCCGACUAAACGAAACUUUCCAAAGAGAUCGACGCGUGUUUGCCCGUACGGCGAGACAGGAAAUUACAACCCAGCCCGUCCCGUAGGGGUUAAUAUGGUAAACUAUGAUAUUUUGGAGAAGAUGGAUAAAGACAGACAGAUAGACGGAGAGAAUUAAAAAGAGAGAAAGAGGGAUUGAAGGAGAAGCAAAAAACAUCAUCAUCAUCAGCCAUCAUCUUCAGCGAAUUCGUUCCUCUAAUUUUCGUAACGUUCGUAUUUUUUUUUAGUACAACAGUGGCCGAUGACUAUUAUUAUUAUUAUUAUUAUUAUCAUUAUUAUUAUUAUUAUUAUUAUUAUUAUUAUUAUUAUUAUUAUUAUUAUUAUUAUUAUUAUUAUUACCCUUCGUUUGGUUUCUGUAGUAAUUAAUAAAAAUGUUUGGCUAUACGAAUUAAACUAGAUAUCAAUAAUGUGUAUAAUGUAUGUUCAGUAUGUGUUAUUAUUAUUAUUAUUAUUAUUAUUAUUAUUAUUAUUAUUAUUACUAUGGGUCAUUUUCUCUCUUUCUCUCUCUGGUCUAUAUGAAAAAAAGUAAUUAAUAUUUCUGUAAUUUAAGUUUGUAUCAUUAUUAUUAUUAUUAUUAUUAUUAUUAUUAUUAUUAUUAUUAUUAUUAUUAUUAUUAUUAUUACUAUUGUCUUCCUCUUCAUUAUAUCUCCUCCAAAUGUGUAUAAUAUGUGACAUGGUUUGUAUUUUUUUAUUAUUAUUAUUAUUAUUAUUAUUAUUAUUAUUAUUAUUAUUAUUACUAUUAUUACUAUUGUCUUCCUCUUCUUCAAAUCUCCUCCAAAAGUGUGUAUAAUCUGUGACAUAAUCUAUAGUUCCUUCCCAUUACUAUUAUUAUUAUCAUUAUUAUUAUUAUUAUUAUUAUCAUUAUCUCUAUUCUCGUCAUUAUCAUCGGUGUCUUCCCAUUCCUCCUUUCUCCCCGUGCGUGUAUAAGAGUUUUGUGCCUUUCCGAGUAACGCUGUUUUGUCGCGCGUGUAUAGCAAACAAACAAACAAACAAACAAACAGGUCCGUUCCGGCGCUUAUAGACCCAUGGGAAGCAGCGACUCGAUGACCUUAUACUAUGGCGAUGGGGGGUGGGGGGUGGGGGUGGGGGGGUCGCUAUAUUCUAUCCUAUUCCUAUAUAUCCUAUCAUGAAUAAUGCAUAACCUAUCCUAUUCCUACAUUCUCUACCAGCAGAAAAACACAUCAGUUCAGGGUAAAGUGUAAAGUAUGCACAGUGAAGUAUUUAAGUGUAUGGUGUGAAGUACGGAAGUGUUGAGGAGUACCUAAGAGGUGAUACAAAGCUGAACAGGUCAAAAGAAGAAGAAGAAGAAGAACCUAUAGCCUAUACCCAUGUCGUAUAUCUAUAUCCUAUCGUACACCUUUUUCUUCACCCGUACCCAGAUCUGCCCCUCUAAACCCGUUCUUCCUGUGCCUCUUCUUCUGUGACUUAUUCCCAUGGAGGUAGAAUCGGUGGAGUCAACAUCAGCUUAACCCGGUAGCAGCGAUGGGCCAAAUUUGUGGCUUUACCGUGUACCAGCGAUGGGCCAAAUUUGUGGCUUUACCGUGUACCAGCGAUGGGCCAAAUUUGUGGCUUUACCGUGUACCAGCGACGGGCCAAAUUUGUGGCUUUACCGUGUACCAGCGAUGGGCCAAAUUUGUGACUUUACCAUGUACCAGCGACGGACCAAAUUUCUGCCAUGAUAUAAACCUCCCAAAAUAGAUGAUACAUAAACUGAUCACACAUGCAUUGAUAUAUAUAUUAUGAAAUGGUUUGCGUGAGUGAUGAUUCUUUCUCAUUAUUUUACUUAGAGGGGCCUUUAACGUAACCUAAUCUAACCUGACCUAAGAAACAUGACCCCCGCAGCCACCAGGUUAAGUGAAUCCGGCAGAGCUGUCAUUCUUACGGCCAGGUGUCAGGUGUUGUCAGGUGUUGUCAGGUCAAGCUCUCUCUCAGUGGGCUCGGCCAGGCUCACCCACCCCCAUCUUCGUUCGUUGGCUUCACCUCAAUGAAUGGGAUCUGCAGGCCGUGUCAACUCCACCAAUUCUACCUCCAUGCCUAUUCCAAUUCUCCUGUCACAUAAUUCCACUGCACUGCCGGCAUUUAAAUAUUCCGCCAAAGGGGAUUGAAGCGCUGUUUUUCCACUGGUCGCUGGAACGGACGCGGGGACGAACCAACAUAUCAACACUUCGUAAUCGCUGUUAUUAUUAUUACUACCAUUAUUUCUAUCAUUAUUAUCAUUACUAUUAUUAUUAUUAUUAUUAGGUUUGUUGUUCUCUUAUAUGUGUGUGUGUGUGAGGAAGGAGAGGUACCGUACAUAGUUUUAAGUGAUUUCGUUGUUAAGUUAAAUAAUAUCUAUAUCAACCACCAGCUUGUAAUGCCAAACUCUAGGAGAUAUAAAUGAUAAUAAAAUGAUAAACAAGAUGGA